Molecule: messenger RNA, 6109 nt
Organism: Lytechinus pictus (painted urchin)
Lineage: Eukaryota; Metazoa; Echinodermata; Echinoidea; Temnopleuroida; Toxopneustidae
Product: gamma-tubulin complex component 5-like
Exons: 22
Coding region: 91-3267 (1058 amino acids)
Biological process (GO): mitotic cell cycle; microtubule nucleation; spindle assembly
Cellular component (GO): spindle pole; gamma-tubulin complex; centrosome
Molecular function (GO): microtubule minus-end binding; gamma-tubulin binding
Source: RefSeq, a predicted model, not a curated record
ACAGAUCGAAGAAUGACGUCACUACACGCUCGGAAAUGGCGCCUGCAUCAAAUUUGAGCUGAACUUGAAGUUGUUGAGCUUGUUAUAAUCAUGGAGCAGGAAACAAGGAAACUAGUGAAGAAACUGACACAAUUUCAGGAGGGUUCGGAGAAUCUAAGACGGACCUUUCAGUUUGUGCAGUCAAACUUCAGAUUCCAUCGCUAUCUGGAUCCUGACAGUCACAAAAUUACAAGAACAUUGAGUGGAAUCAGAGAGAAAUUGUUGAUCCAUUCCCUGGCGGAGAAAGCUACUGCACUAGAUAGAUCGGUGAAGGCAUUCCUGGAAUCUCCCCUUUCGGAGAAAAAUAAACACACUAAGACUGAGGGUCACUAUGCAGUGCUGUCACUUUUGCUCAAUUUAUCAAACUCUCCAAUCAAUGCUGCAUUUCAAGAGAGAGAACCAAAGCAUGAGGCAGCUCCUGAACCCAAAUUUGACUGGACUGGUUACCUACUGGAAGGUCUUGAACCUUUAAAAUCAUUCCAAGAUUCUUCUGAAGAGGAGUGGUCAGAUGAAGAAGAAGUCUUUAUUGCUGAUCAAAGUCUGACAAGAGAGGGAGUCCUUCAGAUUGAGCCUCAUCACCACACCUCUUCAAGAGUCCCUGGAAGCAGCAAACUGUAUGGAACAGGUUGGGCAGAGCUUAGUGACAGUGUGGUGAUACAGUACUGGCAGGGGGAGCAAGACUCUACACUCCAUAGUGAUCAUGUGACACAUCACAUGACCAGGCAGUGGUGUGAAAGGGAGGUUUCUAGUGAACCGUUCAUUUCUGACAUACCAAGAACUACCAUGACAGAAACACAGAUCAUCAGAGAAAGUAUAUGGAUGCUUUUAGGAGCUGGUAGAUCGUUCCUUUAUCAGAAGAGAGAUGAUUGUCACGUGGCAAGGGACGAUGUUCAAGUAGCACAUCUCACUCCUACUUCAUUACAUGGUAUAACCAGACAGCUGGCUGAACUAGGCACAAAGAUACUCCAGUUACAGUCAUUCAUUGACAGGGUGCAGUCCAAUCCAAUGAGUUACUGUACACCUCGGAAACCUUGCCACCCAUCAAUCUCCUCAGAGAAGGAACUAGAGUCACCAAAAGAACUAGCCAAUGAAGAUCCCCAGGCCGACCCUUUGACGGCGACCGACACCAAGCCAGAAGGUCCAGGCAAAACUCAGUUGCUUCCUGAUAUCCUCAGAGAUGCCAAGGUCCAGGAUUCUGCAGUGAAAAAGCGCUACAACUGCCAGACCUACGAAGCAUUUGCUGACGGUCUUGCAACGGUUCUCCAGGAAUUCCGAAACUCACUCAUAGAGGUGGAGAAGAAGGUCGUUGCUCAAGAUGAGACCUAUACACUGUGUAUGUUCAAAGACUGGCUGUUGUCCACAUGGGGUCAAAGACUUCACCUAGCACACACCAUGUACAAACAAGGCAUAGAAGGUCCCUCUGAGGAUCUUUCAGCCCACAGGGUCUAUACGUUGCUUCAUGUUCUUCAUAUGGCCAUCAAAGAACAGUUUUGCCUUGCUUUCCAAGACAAGAAAGAGCUUGAUCUCCUGUGGCAUCUAUGGACGGUAACAGCGGGGCCUUACACCAGCUUCAUCACUAAAUGGUUACAGCAUGGGAUCUUAUCUGACCCUGCUCGAGAGUUUGCCAUUCGCAGGAACCCGGAGAUACACAUCAAAUCAGAAAGCUACUGGAAGAAGGCGUUCAGCUUACAAACCUUACCAAGGGACGACACAGAUGGGGCUCUUCUUUCCGUGCCAGCGAAGACCAAGAGAGAGCGGAAAUCAUCAGUCAAGAAGAGCGUGCCGAACGCAGUACCCGAGUUCCUUCAGCCUGUCCUGUCACACAUUCUGUUAGCAGGGAAGUCUAUGGAGAUCCUUGAGGCGACAGGCAAGCUGACAAGAGCAAGACAGGAUGUCUUAGGAGAGCUAUUCCAGUUAUCCAGGCCUGCAAUACUCCAAGGGAUGCUCAAGGAUACCCAGACAAGGAAGCCAGACACCACCAAGGCACCUUGCCCAACCUCAGAUAACGUUGCUGAGAUGGUUCAGAGGCAACUAUCCCUCCGGGGCUUCAACGAUCCCCUGAUAGCCCAUGGGAUCAAUCACGCUGCUUCCGAUCCCGAUAAUGCAAGACAAGGUCAGAGACAAGUUGAAGAAGGGAUAGACAGGAACCCAAAUUUGUCGAAACCCUUGGAGUUGGUAUUAUACCGAGACCUCUACCCAGGCAUCAUUAGUCGAUGUCAAUCAGUGUUUUGUCAGUUAGCCACUGUCUUCAAAACUGACUUCAACCUCCAAGAUCAUCUGCUCUCUCUUAGACGUUUCUUUCUCCUUGAGGCCGGUGAUGUGAUGUAUGAUUUCUACUCCGAGCUGUUUGAUAAGAUACGUCGGCAUGAGUCUUGGCAGGAUACGCUAAACCUCAACUACCAUUUACAAGAAACACUGAGUGUCAGGUACCCAGAAGAAGCUGCUAGGAUAAUCGUGAGUGUAGAGCCUGAGAGACUGACGGGGAAGAUGGCUACUCAACCAAUUCAUGCACUAGACUCUCUCACCUUGCAUUAUAAGGUCCCAUGGCCGGUGGAUAUAGUGAUUCAUCACCAUGCAUUAGAUAUCUACAAUCAAGUAUUUAGGUUCCUACUCCAAGUAAAGAGAGCUCAGUAUUGCCUUCAACAAUUACGGUUUCCAGAUCUACUUAUUUCAGUGAAUAUUGGACACUUGACUGAAGAUAGCGACCUUGGGAGACUGGAUAGAGGUCAAGCAGAUGAGGCUCUUAAGGAGAAGCUACCUCUUAUCCAUCGUCUUUUCAUCCUGCGCUUCCGACUCAUGCACUUUGUCAAUGCUGUGCAUAACUAUCUCAUGACGAGGAUCCUCUACAGCACCGGUCUGGAGUUCUCUGCUGCUCUGGACCAAGCCUUGGACCUGGACCAGAUCCUAGCUGCUCACAAGUCCUACCUGGCCAAGAUAUCGGAGAGAUGUCUGCUUCACCACAAGGUUAGCUUCGUCAGAGAAGCCGUUUCCAAGGUCCUCAACCUUGCUGUCACCUUCCAAAGACGCUGGGAUGCAGGGGUACAUACUUUCAGCAUCGAGAACGUGGCCAAGGCUGAAGAAGAGUUCUUCAAUUGCAAUGAGUUUCUCUCUACCUUACUUGCAAAUAUCAUUAGAAGAGGCACCUUUCCUCAUUUGGAGGCUUUGGCUCUAUCUCUGUCUGGUGCAAAACCUAAACAUAAGUCUGGAGACCAAGAUCAGAGACACUGAGGAGACAUGAUCAGGAUUGCAGACAGCAAGAGACGUUCUAAUGGUGUCAACAUCAAAAAUGUCUUAGUAAUUUUUGAAAAUAACAUACCUUGGCGGAUUUUUUGUUUGUUUAGACACACCGGUCAUACACCUCAAGCACUCUUAAGGAAUGGAUAUACAGGUGACACUGCCUAAGCAAAUUCUUUUAAUUCUUUUUGAACCAAAAAGUCUUGUUUUACUUUAAUCAACUUAGAAGAGGUAUACAGUAUAUGUUGUGCAUGAUCUGGUUGCAAAUUGCUUCAACUUUGGUAAAUAUAAAGCUUCAGAGCUGCCAACCUGUCACUGUCAAAAAAAGUAUUUUUCAGCUUGAAAAAACAUAUUUUUAGGUCAAAAAGAGGAUUUUCCCUGUUUCAGAAUUUUUCCUUGUAAAAUGCUCUUGCAACGAUGUUUCUUUUAUAAUAAACACGAGGUCGGUGUUAUAAAUGAAUGAAUGAAUUUAGUUAAAAACACUAGGUAAAACUGGUUGAGUAAUUUUAGAAGUUCAGAUUUGAGCAGGCCAGCAUCAAGUUUAUUAUAUUCAGAUGGAUUGACACAGCAAGGGAAAAAAAAUGAAUGUAAUGCACUCAAUAUCAAGAUACAAGCAUCCUUGAAUUUUGAAUUUUAGGUGGUAUACUUCCACAAUUUUAGCACCAAACAUAAUGGAGAGAAUAGCAUUUGGCUACAUUUUGAAUAAGUUUUUAGAGCCAUGCAUCUCUAAUUUUCAGCAACUGAACACAAAGUUAAUUGUAAGUUUAUGCAUGCCAUUCAUAGUCAUGUAGCACAUUAUAAACAAUUAAUGGACAUAAAAGACAUUAUGCAGUGUUUGAGCAUGCAAUGAAUCACAUCAUGAGCAGAAGUACAGGUACAGGACGGUACACAUUGUACAGAAGUUUCCCUAGUGGUAUAAUAAAUUGAAAAGGUAAAGUUAAUGGACAAAACAAUCUGUGAUAUUCUUUAGAUUAUAUACAGACAUGAAGUCAACACCAAUAUGUCACUACAUGAAAGAAAGCUGAAUAAGUGUCUCUGAUAAUGCAAGGGGUCCUUUCCUCCUUUUAAAAACAGCUAAAGAAUGUCUCUGAUAAUGCAAGGGGUCCUUUCCUUAACUUGUUGUAAUCAGUCAAUUUAGCAUGUAUUGCUGCUGCUUUCCCCACUGGUUGCUUUACUGAUGUGGAAGCAUUGCCUUUUUUGCUCUCAGAUGUUACAGCCUCCUUUCCACCGUUUGCAACAAAGAGACCUUGUGUACUCUUCUUUGCUGGGGGAUCUUUGGUGACUUUGGAUGUUUCUUUCCACAGUGAACUGAAGUGACUUUCUUGAUGCCAGGUGUAACUAUGGGACCUUUUUUGGACCCAGAAAGUAACGACACUUGUUUGGGUGUAACUUUGUCCUUGCUUUGCAUGUUAGACCCAGUUUUCUUUACAGAGCUCUGUCCAGCACUAGCAGCAGAUGUUGACUGCUUAUCUGCCUUCUGUUGUGUCGACACCUUUUGCUUCUUUGUGUUUCUGUCGUCAUUGUCUGCCUUGUUUACCUUCAGCAUGUACCUGUGAACUAUGACCUGCUUUUCCUGUAGAUGAUGACUGCUCACCAACCUUAGCCUUCUGUUUCUUAGGUUGAUUAUCUUCUUCAGUCUUUGCCUCCAAGCUGAAGAAUUCUUUGAGAGGUACCCACUGCUCAAGUAGCCUUCCUACAGCUCUUUCCAUGGAUAACCAACGGGUACACACGUGUUUGAGAAUUGCAUGGUUUUCACCUCCACACAUCUGUUGUACUUCUUUGAAGGAUUUAUGUCUCUUGCUUGACUUUUCCAAGUAGUAGAAAACUGAAGUAGAUCAACUGGUGAGAAUGGCAACACAUUUGCUCCCACGCAGGAUAUCAGAGCGCACGUACAUGUACAUUCAGCUCAUACACAAUCACUCUCAACACUAAAUUAAAGGCGCACACAUGAAUUAAAGCAUACUGAAAAUUCGGAAGAAUGUAUUUUUGCUGGAAUUAACAUACAUAUGGAUUUUACACAAAAAAACAUACAAAUACGUACAAAACAUAUUUUUUGGGAGCUCUGCAACUUAUGGAAGCCCGACUUAGGCAAGUUUAGCUGUAUGUGCACAUUAAAUUAGAACUUUGCCAGUUCCAUCUCAUUUCAUUCCUUAUCCUCACACUAAGUCUGAAUAUGAAGACAAAUGAUAGAUAUCUGUUGAAGCAACUAUAGCCAGAUCAGCAUGCCAUUCUCGAAAACCAUAUUGAUCAGGUAUCCGAAAGCAGCAACUUAACAAUGAACAGACUUGGGUCGAGAUAUCUUACACAGAGAUACCGGUUUAACAUUGAGCCUUAAUUGAAACACUGUUAUGAUUUGAAGUGCUUCAGACAUCCAUAUCAUUAGGGAGUUUUCGUAACCGCAACGUCGAUGCAGAACGCUUUCAAACAUAGAGAACAUAUUGUCAAAUGCCCUUCAUGACAAUGAAGUCUUUGUCAAGAAUCAAAACGGCAGUUUCAUCCUGGAAUCUGGACAAACGCCAUAGUAGGAUGAAACUGCUGUUACGAUUCAGCAAUUUUUGACAAAGACCUAACAGUUUUUUAUUGUGAUUUGACUUGCAAUUUCAAUACAUUUACUUUGUUCUUGGAUUCAUUCUGCAUCGUGGUGCCAAAACUCCCUAUUAUGUUAGCAGGACUUAGUCUUAUUGUUUAUUUCAAGAUUGCUACAAUUGACCUCUAAUAGAAAAACAAUAAUUUCAUUUGAAAAUAAAGUAGAUUACAUUCAGUUUUUGUAAAAAAAUUAUAUAUACAUGUACAUUUGUAUAAAGAUUAAUAAAAUGGAUCAAUAUUUGUGAACUUA